Molecule: messenger RNA, 9451 nt
Organism: Bombus huntii
Lineage: Eukaryota; Metazoa; Arthropoda; Insecta; Hymenoptera; Apidae
Product: mucin-3A
Exons: 14
Coding region: 5605-8751 (1048 amino acids)
Source: RefSeq, a predicted model, not a curated record
CAAGGAACCAUCGAGACUCUUCUUAGCUCGACCUUAGUCAUAAUUGGCGUAAUAAUCGAGGGUUAGGUUUUUCGUGAUUUUCACGUGCUUUUGUCGCGUUUAUUGUUCGAGAAGUAAGUUGGAGUGGAUCGGUAUUGGUAAUUGGUAUUCGUGUAACCCGGAAGCCUGAAGGCAUAGUUUCUACGAGCUAUUUGAAUGGUAUUUGUUAAGAGAAUAUGUCGAUACAGGUUACAGGUAUCAUGUUUGGCGGUAAGAAAUAUACCGAAAUAUACCGAAGAUAACCGAAGUGCACCGAAGUAAAUGAUACCGAAGAUGAUAUAAAGUGAAAUUGAUGUAAUUACCGCCAUUUUAAAAUUUAACUUGCGAGAAUAAGUUAGCGCUAUUUAUAGCGCUAGAGUUAUUUUUUUUAUGUUCAUAGUUUAUUAAAAAGAAUGAGAUUUUUCAUCGAAAGAAGAUCGAAGAUUCUGUCAAAAGCUGAGUAUGGAAAACUUAAAGAAUAGAGAGAUGCGCGGUUUAUUACGAAACGACAUCACGAAAGAGUCUCUAGUUCAUUGUGGUUUCACGAACAAUUUUUGCAUUUGUCCCAGGCUUCCAAACCUUGGGAAUAAACUGCAUCACAUAAUUUCUGCAUAAUACACUGACAAUCAGGCUGUCAUCAUGUUUGUCAAAUUACAAUGUACUGUCAUUGUGCUUGUUGAAAAUCACCUUGACAUUAUGCAAUAACCAUGAAUUUUGAUGGUCUUUAUUAGUAUUUUGAUAUCUAGUAUCAUGAAAUUAUCAUAUAACUUUUAAUUAUAUCGAUAACUUUCCUACUCUGCAUUGUUAUUUAUAGAAGCUUCCGGGUGCAGUCCUUGUCCUUUUGGUAUCGAUUGUAUAUCCAGGUCGUGAAAGCCUCGAAGAUUUCUAUCUCCAUUCAAAUGUUUAAAUAUCACUUUCACUGUUCGAUAUGAUCAAAUGAUUUAUCUACGUUGAAUAAAACAAAGCAAUGAUUAGCAUCUGUAUGUUUUGUAGUUCUGACGGAAUCUGUAAUAGAAGCUUCAACGGAAGUGAUACGUUGAAUCUAUUUGAAACAUUUGAUACUUUCUAAAAGAAACAAAAUAUAAGAAUGGUUUCUAUUUGUUUAAAAUUGUCAGUGGUUUGAAAAAUUUGCUAUCAUCAAUUUAUUAGUUUAUUUAUUGCCAAGUUACAGUAUAUUAUCCCCUAAAAAUAAUUUUUAUGUCAAGAGGGAUUGUUUUAGAUAUCUCGCGAUGUUCUUAGAAUUCGCAAGAGGAGGAAGAAUGCCAGAGGAAGUAGUCUAUGAACUUACGUUACGUACAUGCUUCCGUUAUUAGUUAUAAAUAACGGGUGAAAGCGCACACGUGUACACGUUUAAUUAUUGCAGGACAAAAAGCAAUUCUGGGGAGCAAUUGGUGAAGGAGGAUAAUCAAUAAAGUAUUGUUGCGUCUUGACGGUCCCGUAAUGGCGGUUAUUAAGUUACGGAUGAGAAGUAGCAGCUUCCGAUGUCGAAGAUAAGACGUAAAGUAUUAUAGAAAAGUGAGAAACGAUGUAGACGAGAAAUUAUACAGUAGAGUGAAAUAAUUAUAACAAUUACGUUUGAAAGGCAAGGAAAGAUAAAAAUUAAUAAUAGUACUUAUACUAUAUGCAUAUAUUAGUAAUAGUCUUAUAACAGUUUGUAACAAUUCUAUGUAGAAAUAUCGUAGUAGUAUAGGAAAUAUCUACAAGAAGGAAAAAUUUAUGAUAAGCAUACUUAUGUAUUUUUCGUAUACAUUCUUUAUGUAUAUUUAUAAUUUUCCUAACUUGUAAUUUAUGUAAAUUUCAUGGUGCAUCGAGAUAUUACAAUUACACUACGAAUACGAGGACAGAAAAUUAUCUGGACAAUUACCCUGUAAGACAAGGGGAAAAUUAAGCAGGCAACACGGCAGGCAAAAUUGUAUUGUUUAAGGUGCUGUGACUUCCAUUUUCCGGUUUCUUGCAAUGAUUUAAUUUAUAAGACGUCUGUGACAAACGAAACCUGAUUCGACAGAAAUGGGAAUUUCAACAGCGAAUCACGAUAUACAGGUGUACCUGUCUUCUUUUUAUCUUAUCACGAAGAUAUAUCUUUCAAAGAGUAUUACAAUCUAUAAAACACGUUGAUCGACGAAAGUGUGUACUCUGAUAUUUGAGGAGAAAAACCACAGCUUUCCGGGUGCAAUUUCAUAAUAAUAUACCGAUAUUUCAUGAUUAGAAACGUUUGCCAAGUAAGUAUUGUUAAAUUUACUUCCGUUUGCUGGAAGUACAUUAAAAAAAGGUUUGUUUUUUCUUGAAGAUUAUUGUAUGUAUAGAGACGCGAAAGAAUGAAAAAUUGCGAUUAUAAUUUAGAGUAUUCUAGGUAAUUUGUUCUAUGUAGUAUCGCGCGAGUUUGAUUUUUUAUUCUUUAAACCGAUGAUCGAUUCUUUUUAUAUUACUCGACAAUUGUAAUUAUUUUUGCCUAAUAGGAACAGCUUUAGAAGAUUGUAAGAGGUGCCUUACUUCAUCGAUGGAAUUGGGAACAAACGGUUGCUUGGAUGUUCUGCAUGACGAAGAAAGUAAUGGUUAUACACUAUCGUCCAUAAGUUUAGGGUCACGCCUGCAAUUCUAGCAAUAUUACUAGUUUACUAGCACGAUAUAAUAUCACUUAAAUUUGCGAGAAACAGUGUUUUUUAGUUUCUUUUAAAAUUCUCUUAUAUUUCUAUUUCAAUACUUUAUGUCUCAAAAGAGGUACUUGAACAAAGUCUUUUCAAAUUGACAAUUUAGAAAAAUGCAGCUCCAGAAAAAUUUUCUCUUGAAAUUAAAAAAUUUUAAUUUCAAGCUAACUUACUCUUAAAAGUCAUAUCGUAAAAGAAUGAAAAUUCCUUUUUUGAAAUGAGGAAACUAGAAGAAGAAACUUAGGAUAUAGAUGCUUCUUAAAAGUUAUCUUUAAAUGACUAAAUCAUAGAAAGCUUUUUUAUAAAUUCAUUUGUCAUACAUACUAAACAAUUUUGCAUGAAACGAAGCAUUGUACUUCUGGACGAUAGUGUACUAUAGCCGUACGAAGGAAGAAAGUUCGGCUCGGGCAUCAUACAAGGAAGAGCAUACAUCUCGAGCAUUGUGGUAGUCUGAAUCCGCUCAUGUUCCUUAAAAGGAAACAGAUAAGCAGAUUGAAACUCGUUUUCGAUGGUGAGCGGAGAAAGGACGAAUGGUGAUCGCGUUUUCGUUGCCUCGAGCCAUUUGAAAAAUAUUUUACCGGCUAACUACUUACGUAGUAAAAACUAACCGGAAAAGAGGUAUCUGAUUCCAUUUGAUCGAUGAGCAAAUUUGAUUUGUCAGUUCUUUUACUUGGUUUCGAAACAAAGUUAAUCACUCCACAACGGUAUUCCAACAUUUAGGUACAUGUUUCUUCCAGAUAUAAUAAGAUAGAUAUUUUGAAAUUUCCAAUUUACAUAAAACAAUAGAAAAAUAGUUUUAUUUGGAAGAAAGAUUUCUUGAGAUUUUCUCAUAAAAUUUGAGUAGCUUCUUCUCUUCUAUUUCAUCAAUGUAUCAGACGAGAAGCUUCCUAAAAAAAUGGUCUAGAGAUCCAGGAUAAAAAAGAAUAUUCAUAGUUGAAUUAGUAGGAAAAUUGAAUAUAUUUUAUAAAUAUAAAAAACGUUCCUUAAGGACUGUUCUAAUUAACAAUUCGAAUGUAGCUAAUAUUAAAAAAAAUUACAACUAGAAUUUUCAACUCAAUUUACUAAACUUCAACAUUUUAUUUUAUGAGCCUUUUCCCAAAAGGUUUCUCAAUUAUUAUUCGUUAAAUCUUCUAGUCUUAAUAUUGUAAUCUUCUCCAAAAAAAUUCCUUAGAUUCCAAUGUUUUUUCAGUAUACGACAGUUGUUCUCUUUCCAGUAGCGCGUUUUAAAAAUUAGGAAAUCUAUUGCAGCGUGCCGGUUCAUUUCAUUCAUAGCACUUCCGCGAGCAUUCUACACGACAACUAAAAACGAUUUAUUAUCGGAAGUAAGUGCCGAAAUUGUUUGUAAAACGGUACGAUGCGCUUUUGCGCGUUCCCCGGAACGUUCGAGCGGAACUGGUACAACUUGAUGCUCGUUCGAGCGUUUCCGUUCGUUUCAAUGGUGUUAAGUAACUUUCCGACGUAUCGAUUCGCUUCUUUUGCCUUUCUGUUCAAAAACUGUUCAUGUAAUCUUUCUUCGAAGCAUUUCUCUCGACAAAAGAUGUCGAUUGAUUUGAUUGAAAAACCAGCUUGUUAUCUUAUUACAUCUAUGCUAUUUUCUGUAUAAUGUACUUUUUCUGCUCCUUAAUGUUUUCUCUCUAUUUCUUGGAGUAUUAAUUUGUCCAUUAGAAUUAAGAAACUAGAAUUAAGAAAACAUAUUUCUUUAUUAGAAUCGAAUGUUGUUUUGGUUUAAUCAUACAUCUCGUAUCUUGGUAUUUUUAUCAAUCAAAUCUAACUCAACGUGAUUCGUCGUAUUUUAAUUAUAAAAACAAAUUUUUAAUCUUGAAGAUCACAUAGUGUGGAAUAGUCGAUAAUGUAUAAAUAUUAAAAUUAACUACUAGUAUAUUCUAUAAACGUUUGGACUGAAAAAAAUAUGUUUUCUUUCACUUCCCGGUUCUAUCGUUCUACGUAUUUUUAAUGUUCUCUCGAUAAGAAUACAUGACCCGUUAAUCACUAUUAUUAACAAUUCUACAUAAUACUUAUAGAAAGUUUCCUGAUUGUUUUAAUUCCGAUACAAAAUAAUACGUUCCGUAAUUUCACAUCCUUUCUCCUUUCUUCUACUAAAAAUAACACAUUUUUUAAUUUGCAUCUGAAACGAUUGCCUGAAUUGGAUCUGAACGAUUCCUAAACCAACAGACAUCUACUCGAUACAGAUUUCUAUCGAUCGUUGGCAAAAAUCCCAACAAAAUGGAAAACAAAUGCAGGUUCCAGUUGAGGAAGGCGUCAAGAGAAGACAGAAGUGGGUUCGGAACCGACGUUCACCGUCCUACCUGUACGUCUCCCACCUGGUCUAUGCCUGAGGAACUCUUCCCCGACUGGAGAAGUAAAACUCUCAGACGUUUUCCGAUCUCCAACAGUCCCGAACUCGUCCUCGUCAACGUGUGAACUUGUGUCAGCUAAGCAGGUCUGACGCGUCUUCGCUAUUGUCCUCUUGUUUUCGUUUCUCCGCUAACACGAGAAAAGCUCGACCAUUCUUUCUUUCGAUAAAACGACCCGAGAACCUUAUUUUCCCUUAGAACAACGCUUUCGUUUUGAUCAACGAAACGAUUUCGUUCUCCGAAUAUAUUUCCAAGAUAUACCUAUCUUUCUUUUUUUUUUUCGUUUAAUUUCUAAAUCAUGGUUCAAUUUGUAAAUUAACCGAUUCGUUGUAUUUACGAAGAAAGGAAAGAUAUACGCGAUAUUUGUUUGAGGGAAGUUUAUAGAACGAGGAAGCAGUGUAAAAUUAUUUGGUUUAAUAAGCCUGCUGUAACUUUGUAAGUAAAUUUGAAAGUCGACGGAUAUUGGAGAAGAAAGAAGAAAGAGACGUAGUGGGGUGUCGAUGUUCCGGUGGUGAAGUUCUUAGAAAAAGGUAAACCGUGUGUGAACGCUGCUCGAUAAUCGAAGAGAAAGGAGGAUCGUUGACGUAAUGAGGCGGAGGAAUGUUUUGUGCUUCCUGUGGAUCACCGCGAUCCUGAGGAUACAAGGUUUCGUAGCUGCCGAGGCUGACCCGGCGAUUCUCUCAGGGACCGAUUUGGCUCAGUUCCAACAGAGUCAUCCAUCGCAUGAUCCACGGCCGCGUCUCUCAGCCUCUCAACAGGCUCAAAUAUUGAGCGACGUUCAGCAACACCAGCAACGUUUCCGUCGACCCCAAGACGCGACCAAUUCUCGAGGAUCCUUCGAUCAAGUUGCCUCCAAGCCGCAAACUAGCGCAUCUUAUCCAUCCCUGGCCAAAUACAAAGUAGAUCGCGCAAAACAGCAACAACUUCAACAGCUGUACCAACAGCAACAACAAGUACAGCAAUUGAUACAAGAACAGCAACAAAAAAUAGCUCAACAACUCAGCAAUCCAAACUACUUGAACGCUCAGACUCAAUUCCAAUCUCAACCAGCCAAGCAACAAUUUCCACAGCAAUUUAGCAGCCAGUAUCAGAACACCAAUAGCCACUUUCAGAACCUUCAGCAGGACUUGUCGCAACCUUUGUUCAGCGAUCGACAGACGUUACAGCUGCAAGAAUAUCUAGAGAAGCAACGUGAGUUGGAAUUGGUGCAAAAGCAAAGGCAACAAUUAUUAUUGGAACAACAGGAGCUACGAAGGCAGCAGGAGCUUCUGAGACUCCAACAGCUUCAGAAACUCACGUCGACUACUCCUUUGCCAGUUCCUGUCACUUCUGCCAGCACGAUUGCUGUCAGCACUGCAACGUCUCCUGUUCUCGUAUCGCUACCAACAGCGAGAAAAAUCACUUCGUCCGAAACAGAUCUGUUCCUGAAAGCGAUAGCUACUCACCAGAAGAAGUUCUCUACGACCACACCAAUUCCACCAACAACAACGACAACUGCGAGGACCACAACGACCAUCAAACCGACCAUCGUCACUGCAGUCUCACCCAGAACGUACCAGGAAAAGAUAACGGUCACUCCCACUAUCCCAGAGAAUUUAUUGAGCUUGAUACAGGAGCAGCAGAAUCAGUUUGUGCAACAAGGUAAGCCAAAGCCUCAGAUCAAGGUUAUAUAUCAGACUGAGAAGCCAGUGACCUCGAAGACCGUCACGACGAAGACCAGGUCUGCUUCCUUAGGAUCGGAAAGAGACGUCUUGUUGAAACAACUGAAGCUGGCUCUGGCUCAAUCUAUCGACGACGACGUGAGGAACGUCAGUACCAGGGACAUAGUUCUUCCCAACGGAAAGAAGAUUCAAUUAAUUGAUUCUUCAAGCAGCUUAACGUCUAAUCUUCCUACCGAUGGAUCCACUUUAACUAUGUCUACUUUGGCGCUGACUACUUCGACGACGACUAUCAAGCCACCGAAAGCUAUUUUCGAAGAGCUGACUAGGGGCGUGCUUCCCCCUGGAGCUGAUUUUGAGGUUAUUAGACAGAAGAGCGACGGAAAGCUGGAGGAAAUUGGAAAAGCACCGAUUCAGAGUCUACCAGCGAAGAAGGUGACGUUUGUGGUAUUGGAAGAGCAACCCGAUGGCAGUUACAAAGUGCAAGGGGUGAAAGGGAACGCGGAGAAAGAGGGAAGCGAGGUCGAGUCUAUCGUGGAGAAGAUAAAGAAAGGAGAGUUAAAGUUGCCACCGAGUUCUUCGAAUCCGACGACUGCGACUUCGCUUCAGAAUUUCGGAUCCGGCUUGGAUCCAAAUUCUAUUUCGACGAGGCAGAGUGCGACAGCCUCGAGUCAAAGUAUUGCGUCUACUAGCCCUAGAUCGACUACUCCGAGGUCUACUUCUAUUUCGUCGAGGUACACGGAGAGCAAACCGACGGAAUACUUCCCUCACGUGACAAUUUCACCAAAUUCCGUGCCCACGACGGACAAGUAUCUGUCCUCGGCAUCGAGCGUCACCAGCCACGUGUACAAUUCACUUGGAAGCGUAAACACAACCCCUAAAUUGACCUCCUUGGAUCACGAUAGUCGAGUGACGUCGAAAUAUCCAAGUGUAACAAGGAGUCACUUCAUCCCGACCAUGGCUCCGGUCAAUGAAAUCAUUACAACGACACUUCCAUCGGUGCCGACCACUUUCUCGCAUCAGUCGACCAAUUCCUACAUUCACUUCACCACCAGGCCAACCGGUGAAACUUCGCCGACCCUCAAGACGAUCCCGACCACCACGAGACCGUCGUCCACCUUACACAACGAGAAUAUAAUCUAUCAGGACAGCUUUGAAAGGUCCACCAUAUCAUCGGCGAUCGAAUCACCUUCGACCAGGAGUCAGAUACACGAGAGUUUGAACACGUUGUUUAGGAGGGAAGGAUUGUUCGCCAUGGCUAAAUAUUUGAGACAGUCGGGUUUGGACAACGUAUUGAACGAAACUGGGCCGUACACGAUAUUUGUACCGACAGACAAAGCUUUCAGGACGCUUUUGGUGCAACUUGGUGGUCCAGAAAAGGCAGAGCAAAAGUUCCGAGAUAAUCCACGACUUCUUAGCGGGUUACUGCUGCACCACGUGAUACCAGGAGCCUUCAGGAUCGAUUCGUUGCAAGAUGAAAUGACUGGUGUUAGCUUAGCUGGAACGCAAUUAAGAGUGAACGAAUACGCAAUGCACGACCACGAAUGGAACGACAUCAAGCAGGUGACAACGAUAAAUGGCGCGAAAGUGGCAUCGAAUAAACGGGACAUCGAGAUACCACAGGGUGUCGCCCACGCUGUUGAUAGGGUGAUGUUUCCUCUUCCGGUUGGCGAUUUGGUGCAAACGUUGCAGGCUGACCGCGAGAGAAGAUUCACCAAUUUCCUUAAAAUGCUUUACAUCUCCGGUCUUCAAGAUACUUUAUCAGGACCUAAAACUUUCACCGUUUUCGCACCAACGGACUCCGCUUUCGAAUCAUCUUCGAAGGACGGAGCACCGGUUUGGACGGAAGAAGACGGACCAGAAGCUGCGAAAACGAUUGUUUCGAGACACGUGAUUCCAUCUACCCUAUACACAGCUGGUAUGAGGUAUUAUUUGCAAAAGGAUACCCUUCGUCCUCAGUCACCUGUUCAUAUUCACAAAAACGGUGGUCGAGUACGAGUGAACGAGGCGCAUGUCGUAACACAUAAUAUACCAGCAACAAAUGGAGUUUUGCACGCAAUUGACGGCAUACUAUAGCCACUACACAACAUCGGUUACGUAGAUCGGUUACAUUCAGUUUGAAAAGUUAGGCGUCUUAAGAGGAAAUGCAUAUAUCAGUCACAGUACACGAAAAAUAUUUAUAUUCUUAUACUUAUUACUUCUUUGCGAUUUGCUAAAGAAAAAUAUAAUAAUAAUCUUAGACUAGGUUUGCACUACGUGAUAAUCUAAUAAUAAUUUAUGAAUAAUAUACUAGCCUAAUAAACGUUCUGUUUUUAGAAAUAUGUAGUGAUAACGAGGAAAAUAAAAUUUUAGUAAAAGGAAAAAGAAUUUUUAACGCUUAGGGAUUAUUGCAGUAAAUCGCAAAGAAUUAAAGUAUUCGUCUCAAAAAGAUCGUAAUCGAGACAAAAACGUAGGUAUCUCGGGAAAGGAAGAAAAGAUAAAUCUCUAGAACUAUCAUUAAGUUCAACAAUAAGGAUAAAUCGACAGGAUUUGCCAUAGAUGUUGUGAAAUUGCAUAAAUGUAAUGGGAUCUUUUUUAAGGCAUAAACAAAUAGAAAGACUAAUUUAUAUAACAUAGAUGCGUGUUAAUCGCUCAUGUUGCUACGCAAGCUAUACGAGCCACUAAGUGCGAAAAAUUAAUUGCCUAAUUGUAUAGAAUGGUAACGCAAUACCAUGAUUAGUAUUAUUAUAGUAUGUAUUAUUUUAUAAAUAAAUGUACAGUCUAUGUUUUUUCAUAA